AUGACAUCACGUGCCUUUCACAGAGCUGUCAAGUUUUAUGGAAUUCUUUUAGACAGCUAUAGAGAUGAAGAUGAGUAUUUGAACAAGAGAACUAUAUUAGAGGCUCUUCGAACUUAUCCUGAUUGUUCUGAAUACCUGUCAGAAAAAUUUUGUCAUGAAUUAGAUGUUAUUGAGCUAGCUACACGAGAAGAUAGCUAUUUUUUGUUUAACAAUUUUAACUUAACCUAUUUUCCUUCGAUUGACUUUUCUAAAAUUGUAAAAACAUGUGGAGAAGCUCUUUGCUUUUGUGAGGGUUCUGAAAAAAACGAUAAGGAUCUCGUUCUUGCUGCAGUUAAAAAUUGUGGACUUGCAUUGGGUUAUGCCAGCAAUACACUCAUUAAUGAUGAACAAGUAGUGAUGGAAGCGAUUCGAGAGGAUCCAGAAGCACUAUGCUAUUGUGGAAAUUCAUUAUUUUUCGAUCGAGAUUUUAUUUUACGAGUAGUUUCAGAGUGUGGAGAGGCCAUUCAAUAUGCGGAUGAAGAGUUUAAGGAAGAUAAGGAAGUUGCCCUCCAAGCAGUGACUCGUUUUGGCAUGGCACUUGAGUUUCUCCCAGAGGAAUUACAAAAUGAUCAACAAGUGGUGUUAACUUCCGUUUCCACGUACGGAUUGGCACUUGGAUGGACAUGUGCUGAAUUGCAGAAUGAUCCACAAGUCGUUUUAACAGCUGUGAAAAAUGAUGGACUUGCACUCGAAUUUGCCAGUGAUGAAUUGCAGAAUGAUCGUGAAAUUGUCAUGCAAGCAGUUUCAAACUGUGGAUUCGCUCUCGAGUUUGCCAGUGAAGCAUUGAGGGAAGAUCGAGAAGUGAUAUUGCAGGCAGUUCGCACUGAACCACAAGUGUUGAUCCAUGUUAAAAAUUCACACCUUUUAUUACACGAUAAGGAAAUUGUGUUGGAAGCGGUACGAAGAGCUGGUCAUUGCUUGAAAGGUGCGUGUGAAGCAUUGAAAAAUGAUGAAGAUGUGGUCAAGGAAGCACUCAUGAACGAUGGACUCUCUCUGAAAUUUGCAUCUCCUUCCUUGAAAGAUAAUGAAGAGCUGGCACUAUUGGCAAUUCAACAAAACGAGUGUGCCAUUCAUUAUGUGUCUGAACGAUUGAAACGAUGUUACAAGUUGUUACGACUUGCUCAUGAAAAGGGAGAAGAGUAUUUUAGUCAAUGGUUUCAAUAUUGGAGUACUCGGUAUGAAGAUGAUUGGGAACCAGAGGAAGAGGAGGAGGAUGACAUUACCGACGAAGAAGAAGGUGAAGAAAUGGUGGAGAGCGAUCAAAGGCAAGAAUUAAAUAAUUGCUUUGGAGACGACCAGAAUGCAUUGAAACGAAAGCAUGAUCAUUUAGAUCCAACCUUAGAAAGUUGUGAUGAUGACAUUUCAACAAAACGAACCAAGAUUUAA
Molecule: messenger RNA, 1425 nt
Organism: Naegleria fowleri
Lineage: Eukaryota; Heterolobosea; Eutetramitea; Acrasida; Naegleriidae
Exons: 1
Coding region: 1-1425 (474 amino acids)
Source: RefSeq, a predicted model, not a curated record